Molecule: messenger RNA, 2681 nt
Organism: Mya arenaria
Lineage: Eukaryota; Metazoa; Mollusca; Bivalvia; Myida; Myidae
Exons: 17
Coding region: 7-2307 (766 amino acids)
Biological process (GO): protein dephosphorylation
Cellular component (GO): cytoplasm; protein phosphatase type 2A complex
Molecular function (GO): protein phosphatase regulator activity; protein binding
Source: RefSeq, a predicted model, not a curated record
CACAAAAUGGAUGAAAAUAUUCUGAAAAAAAUAUGUAGUAAAGCUAAAUUAGACAGAGACAAAGGUUUUGAAGAUAUAACAAACUUUCUGAACGAGGCUGAAGAUGCUGCCAUCCCGGAGCUUGAGAAAAAAUUUGCUGACAUGUUGUCUGAUAGCACAGCUGAAUGGGAAACUAAACAUGGAGCCCUCAUGGGAGCCAAAGCUCUUAUAAAGCAUGGGAGAAGUAGCGAAGAUUUCUCACAAAUGUUGAUAUCAAAAGUGGGUGAAUUGGCUGAUGAGAGCGAGUUCAGAGUUCGAAUUGCUGCUGGCGAUGUGCUUGGCAGCCUUUGUGCAAAGUUUGGACCAGAUAUCUACAUCACAGUGAAGGCCAAUGUACUAGAGGGAAUAGCUACAAAUCUGGAACGGGAUCCUUUCACAGACAGCGUCAUCUCAGAACAAGACGAGACUGAAAGACUCAUAGAAAAAUUGUCCAGUUCACCUCGUGGAGAGAAGAGGCACAGUACAGAAGCAGCCCAGAUAUUUCAUGACACAGCAGGCUGGAAAUCUCUGGAAACAUGGAUGAAAUGCCUGCAGUGUAUUAUAGAGGGUCUAGGCCAAGCGUUUAACCCCUUUGUGGACCAGGAUCUCCUGGACCUGAUAUUCAGGGCACUCACCCACACCAACCGGUUCGUGCGGGAGACUGGCUACUAUGUGUGCUCCAGCCUGGUUGCCUGUGGCUGUGUCCAGGAAGGUUCAGAGUCAGCCUUGUUGGAUGAGGACAAUGCCAUACUGAAGUUUGGUCACCAGUUUGCUGACUACCUGGGUCGGGGGCUGGCAGACAACUGGAGUCAGGUGAGACUGGCUUCAUCAGUUGCGACCAGGAAGUUUCUGCAGAGUCUGCCAUCAGACGAGGCGAGACACCAGUUCUUCCCCGUCCUGCUGCCCCGCAUGUGUCUGAACAGGUAUUACGUGGCGGAAGGUGUAAGGAUCUACUCUCAAGACACAUGGAAGCUAGUAGCAGGGACGGAGGGCAAACAGCUUGUGGAAAAAUACAUACAGCAAGUGGUUGAUUACUACAUAGAGGCGACAGAGGCUGAUAACCAUGCUGUACGGGAGGCGGCCUGUGCUUGUAUUGCAGAACUGGGAGCUAAGGUCAGCAAAGAAGUGGUCCAAUCAGAAAUCCCCCGUCUACUGGAUGCCCUGCUUGUAUGCUUCAGUGACGAUAGCUGGCCAGUCAGGGAUGCUGCUUGUGUGGCCUGUGGAAACUUUGUUCUCUGCUUCCCGGAAGAUUCCAGGUCGUCCCUGCCAGCUCUGUACCCACUGUUCUUCAGUAACCUCCAGGACAACAUUCCCUCCGUCAGACAGGGGGCAGCACUCGCCCUAGCUAAUGUUGUUAAGGCUUAUGGUGAGGAAUGUUUUAACGAGAUUUAUCAGAAGGUUAAGGAAGGGCUUGCUGGAGUUGAGAAACAGCCAGAGAAUGCAGAGAAAUACAGCAGCUUGGAUAAAGGUCCAGCUACAUACGGUGUGGCGAAGAAGCUGCGUGACAAUGACCAGGAUCUGCAUACGGACAGGCAGAUGUACUCAUGUGGGUCCCUGGCCCCUAAAAUGGGGCGGGGUAAGAGGGAGGGGGGAUGUAUGGAUCACAAGUUCCGUAAGGACCCGGAGCCAUGGGAACUUGCUGAUGGCUGUAUAAACGUGGUUGCUGAGCUGGCCCAGCUACAGAAGUUUGCUGCUAAGGUUGCUGAGUUGCUUCCCCUGGUGGUGAAGGCUGUGUCAUUUGAACACUACACCCACCACCUCCAUAUGAAGGAAACACUCUGUCAGAGGCUACCUCAUAUUGCCACAGGGCUAGGGAAGAGGUAUUUCAAGAUGUACCUAGAGAUCUUCUUUGAUGCCAUAUUCACCAGCCUUGGCUGUGACAAUGCGCUGACAUCUACAGCAGCCCACAACUGUCUGUCUGAGCUGGCCAAGUUUCUGGGCCCAUCCAUUCUCAAGGGUCGCAUUGAACAAUAUAAUCCAAGGUACUUGGAGAGACUGCCUCCAGACAUUGACCAUCCAGGCAUGAUGUCGGGCCACGCUCCAAUGAUGGGAGCCAGACCUCCACCCCUAGCGAUGGGAUCACACCAUCCCCCACCCUUCUCUGGGCUCAGCCCCACUGCUUUCCCGGGCGCCUCCUUCCCUUUUCCAGGGCCCCCAGGGGGAGGGGCACCUGGUUUUCCACCCCAGGGGUCAGACACAACAGUGUUCCCCAGGGCAGGGCUUGGACUCUCAAACUCACCAGGCUCUCGGAAUGGGAACAUGCCACAACAGGAUGGUGGACAAAAAUAAUGUUGUAUAGAAUGAAUUAGAUGGAGAAUGUUGUGAAACAGUUGUCCAGUCAUCUGUGAUGUAACAAGUGAUGAACAAAUAGUUUGCAUUUGGUGAUUUUAGUGUUUUAUUUCAAGUUUUGUUCCAGUGUGCUACCUGUUAAUCUUAAUGGCAUCCUGUGCAGUGUUUGUAUAUGCUGAUGUUGCAUUAACAUGGUUUGAAUUUAACUUUGAGGAGCACUCGCAAAAUUUCGCGAGUGCUUUUUGAGGCAACUCGCAAAAUGAAAAAUCAACUUGCAAUUUUAUUAUUUGCUUUAUUCCCUUAUAAUAUUGUCUAAUUAAAGAAGAAAUUUACACUUAAGACAUAUUCUGAAUAUUAAAAAGUAUCAAUCUUGA